AUGUUUUCAAAACUUUUAGCUUUCUUCCUUAGUGUCCUUGUCUUCUUCCCUCUCACAUUUGACUCAUUUGCAGAUACAACUUCCUGGGUUAGAGCAGGUUAUUACCAUACCGAAAGUGAAAUUUCAGCUUCAGAAAUUAAAUCAACACUUUUCACACAUCUCUUAUGUGCUUUUGCUUUUAUAAACUCCACGAACUACAACGUCUUUAUUAACUCUUCUCAGGAACUCAAGUUCUCAUCCUUCACCAACUCAGUGAAGUUUCAAAACCCAUAUGUUACAUCUCUUCUAUCAAUCAAUGGUGGAAGAGAAAACUCUUCACUUCUUAGCUCAAUGAUAAACCAAUCUUCCUACAGAAAAUCAUUCAUUGACUCUUCUAUCAAAACAGCAAGAAAAUAUGGAUUUCAAGGCAUAGACUUUCGUGGGGCCAGGCCAAAGCUAGGUAAAGAGCUUGCAAAUUUUGCAACCCUUUUGAAAGAGUGGCGAAUCGCAAUAACUUCUGAAGCAAGAAACAUUAAAAAACCAGAUUUAGUUUUGGUGAUGGCGGGUUAUUAUCUCAAAGCUUCAGAUUCCUUUAGUUACCCUUUUGAAUCUAUGCAGAAAAAUUUAGAUUGGGUUCAUUUUGUUGCAUAUGAUUACUAUCUUCCUGAAAAGGAGAGUGUCACAGGUUUUCAUGCCGCUUUAUAUGGUUCAUCUGGUUGGGAAAACACUGAUUCUGGUAUCAAAGAGUGGAGAAAGAGAGGGUUUUCUUCAAACAAACUUGUAAUUGGUUUACCUUAUCAUGGAUAUGCAUGGAGACUUAUGGAACAAGGUGAAGGGGGUGUUGGAAAACCAGCUUCUGGUCCUGCUAUUACUAAGGAUGGUUCUAUGGGUUAUAAGUGGAUAAAAAGUUACAUUAAAAGCUUUGGAGAUGGACUAGUUUCAAGCUAUAAUGAUACUUUUAUGGUGAAUUAUUUCACUAUUGCUUCCAUUGCUUGGGUUAAUUUUGAUGAUGUGGAGGCUAUUAAAGAAAAAGUUUCUUAUGCAAAGAAAAAUGGAUUACUUGGUUACAUUGUGUUCCAAGUUGGGAAUGAUGACAAUUGGGUCCUUUCAACGGCAGCUCAAGAAGUAGAUGAAGACCAUCAUAACAGAAGGUUGCUAAUAAUUGUUCUGCUUACAACUUUGACUGCUGCACUUCUCUUGGGAAUAGUAUUUUGCUGCUACUACCAAGCAGGAACAGUGGCCAUUCUUACAAGAAUGAUAUACAAACUGAGUAUAUAUUUAUCAGCAGCUGAAGAAGAUCUUAGUGGUAAUGCUUCUGAUUUGAUAGUAUUUGGUUAUCUCACAAUUAAAGUAGCAACAGAUAACUUCUCAACAGAAAAUAAGCUGGGAGAAGGUGGAUUUGGUGCAGUGUAUAAGGGAAAAUUACGAAAGGGACAGGAAAUAGCCGUGAAAAGACUGUCAGAAACUUCAAAUCAAGGACUUGAAGAGUUCAAAAAUGAGAUCACACUCACAGCAAGAUUACAACAUGUGAAUUUAGUUAGGCUUUUGGGUUACUGCACGAAAAAGAAUGAGAAGCUUCUCAUCUAUGAAUACCUCCCAAAUAAAAGCUUAGAUCAUUUUCUCUUUGAUCCAAGGAAAUCAAUUCUUCUAGAUUGGAGGAAGCGUGUGAAUAUCAUUGAAGGGAUUACUCAAGGCCUUCUUUAUCUCCAAAAAAUUUUUGGAAAGAAUGAACUAGAAGCAAAUACAAGUAGGAUUGUCGGAACAUAUGGAUACGUACCUCCCGAGUAUGUCAGAAAAGGCAUAUACUCACUCAAGUAUGAUGUUUAUAGUUUUGGAGUCCUUCUCUUGCAAAUCAUAAGUGGGAAGAGAUCUUCACAUUAUUACGGUCCAGAUGAAAAUAUGAACCUUUUAGAAUACGCAUAUGAGCUAUGGAUGGAAGGGAGAGGUGUGGAGUUUUUGGACCCUAAAUUGGAUGAUUCAACAUCUGAUUGUAAAAUCAUGAGAUGCAUGCAGAUAGGUCUUUUGUGCGUUCAAGAUAAUUCGGCAGAUAGACCUUCUAUGUUAGAAGUUGAUUCACUUAUCAAGAACGAAGGCACGCUCGUCGAUACUCCCAAAAUGCCAGCUUUUUCGAUGAAAAAACACGGAUCUAACUCAAGAUUAAAAUUUCCUUCAGUCAAUGAUGUUACAAUUUCAGAGAUGGUAGCAAGAUAA
Molecule: messenger RNA, 2190 nt
Organism: Vicia faba (fava bean)
Lineage: Eukaryota; Viridiplantae; Streptophyta; Magnoliopsida; Fabales; Fabaceae
Source: the annotation of a GenBank genome assembly